ACCACCGCACACCAAAACUGGAUUGUUUUUGCGACGUCGCGUUUUCUUUUUCGGCUGGAACUCAUUAGAAAACACCUGCGUGGAAAUGCCGAGAAAGCAAAAGGAGAUUAAAGCACAAGCCUUCACGGUGAAGGCCACCAUGAAGAACUCUGUGGUCCUGGGUCCUCCCCCUGCUGGGGCCUACCGGGAACGACCCGCUGGACCGACAACGUUCCGCAAGUUCUACGAGCGCGGAGACUUUCCAAUGGCUCUGCAGCACAGCUCCAAAGGGAACAGGAUUGCAUGGAAGGUAGAGAUUGAGAAGCUGGACUAUCACCACUACUUACCUCUGUUCUUUGAUGGCUUGUGUGAGACCGUCCAUCCAUACGAGUUCUUCGCCCGGCAGGGGAUCCAUGACAUGCUGGAGCACGGAGGCCCCAAGAUCCAGCCUGUCAUUCCACAACUCAUCAUCCCCAUCAAGAAUGCCCUCAACACGAGGAACCGCCACGUCAUCUGCAACACCCUGAAGGUCCUGCAGCAUCUGGUGAUGUCUGGAGAGAUGGUGGGGGAGGCGCUGGUGCCCUACUACAAACAGAUCCUCCUCGUUCUCAACAUGUACAAGAACAUGAACAUCAACUCAGGCGAUGGAAUCGACUACAGCCAACAGAAGAGAGAGAACAUCGGUGACCUGAUCCAGGAGACUCUGGAGAUGUUUGAACGAUACGGAGGAGAGGACGCCUUCAUAUACAUCAAGUACAUGGUACCGACCUACGAGUCCUGCUUGAUCACAUGAUCAGGGCUGUCACAGGGGCACGGAGAAACCACCGUCUGUGUCUUUGUGUCUGUGUUUUACUCACCCUCU
This is a messenger RNA of Cynoglossus semilaevis (tongue sole), 841 nucleotides long. It is a transcript of the gene pacrg, whose product is annotated as PARK2 co-regulated. Gene Ontology annotation, molecular function: Hsp90 protein binding; Hsp70 protein binding. Gene Ontology annotation, cellular component: vesicle; neuron projection; cytosol. The coding region runs from base 86 to 772 and encodes 228 amino acids. The transcript has 5 exons. The record is from RefSeq and is a predicted model, not a curated record. Lineage: Eukaryota; Metazoa; Chordata; Actinopteri; Pleuronectiformes; Cynoglossidae.